AGUUAUUGUCAAAUUCCGCAUCUAAGCUGAGCUGUUCUAUUCAAAUUACAGUUUCAAAGUCUCCUUUAAGAAAAUCCUAGGAUGCUUUCUCUUUUACUUUCCCUUAAAUCCUGGGAAAAAAUCUUUUAAUUCUAUAUACCCAGAUAUGCGAUAUAUCUUGUCUUCAUCACACCCAGAUUGAUUCUCUACCAAGACAAGAAGACGAAGAGGUCGAAACAGAGUGUUCAAUCAGUCACAGAUCUCAGGAAUGAGCUGAGGAUAUUUUAAUUCCUGGGCAGUUGUUUUGGAUCUGGGGUCAUAUACUCAGAUUACAGAGUAUAUAUUUGGAUCAGAAAAAAGCCAAGCUAGCUAGUUGCUUCUUCUUUCUUCUUCUAGAAUAAUAAUAUGUGUGCUCAAAAGCAAGCAGAAGAGCCAAUAAUAGCCGCCCCAAACACCAUUGAAGGAGAAGAGAAGUCUGAUCAUGAAGGUUUCAGUGUGAAGAGCUUUCUCUGGCAUGGCGGCUCUGCUUGGGAUGCUUGGUUCAGCUGCGCUUCCAAUCAAGUAGCACAAGUGCUUUUGACACUGCCAUAUUCGUUUUCCCAGCUGGGAAUCGCGUCGGGCGUGGUGUUCCAAAUCUUCUACGGCGUGGUGGGCAGCUGGACGGCGUACCUUAUCAGCGUCCUCUACGUUGAGUAUAUAAGCAGGAGGGAGAAAGAAGGUGUCACCUUCAACAACCAUGUCAUUCAGUGGUUUGAAGUUCUAGAUGGGUUACUUGGACGCUACUGGAAAGCGGUGGGGCUAAUCUUCAACUGCACCUUUCUUCUGUUUGGUUCUGUGAUUCAACUCAUAGCAUGCGCUAGCAACAUUUACUACAUAAAUGAUGCAUUGGACAAGAGGACAUGGACAUACAUAUUUGGAGCAUGCUGCGCAACCACAGUUUUUAUUCCUUCUUUCCACAACUUCCGGAUUUGGUCCUUUUUUGGCCUCGGAAUGACCACCUAUACAGCUUGGUAUCUCACCAUUGCCGCUAUUGCUCACGGACAAGUUGAAGGUGUUAAACACUCUGCUCCAACAAAGCUUAUGUUGUAUUUUACCGGAGCCACCAACAUUCUGUACACCUUUGGGGGUCACGCAGUUACUGUGGAAAUAAUGCAUGCAAUGUGGAAGCCAAAGAAGUUCAAACACAUAUACUUCUAUGCCACACUAUAUGUCUUCACACUCACCAUUCCCUCAGCCACCUCUGUCUAUUGGGCAUUCGGCGACCAACUCCUCGACCACGCUAACGCAUUUUCCCUCCUCCCUAAAUCUGGAUGGCGCGACACUGCCGUUAUCCUAAUGCUCAUUCACCAGUUCAUAACAUUCGGGUUCGCAUCAAUGCCAUUGUACUUCGUUUGGGAGAAGACGAUUGGGAUGCACGGGACAGGAAGUAUUUUCUUAAGGGCGGUAGCAAGGUUGCCUGUGGUGAUACCAAUAUGGUUUUUGGCUAUUAUUUUCCCCUUCUUCGGCCCAAUCAACUCCGCGGUUGGCGCCCUUCUUGUUAGUUUCACGGUCUACAUCAUCCCCUCACUGGCUCAUAUGCUCACAUUUCAUACCUCCUCGGCUCGACAGAAUGCUGCGGAAAAGCCUCCAUUCUUUCUGCCUAGCUGGACGGCCAUGUACGCAGUGAACAUCUUUGUUGUGGGCUGGGUUUUGAUUGUUGGAUUUGGGUUCGGAGGGUGGGCUAGCAUCUCCAAUUUUAUCAAACAGGUAGACACCUUUGGGCUUUUCGCCAAGUGCUACCAAUGCAAGCCCUUAAACCCGGUGGCACUUCACUCACCGCCGCACCCCAGUCCUAAUGCCACCAUCAUCCACUGAGAUACCUCGGACUCCAUAUCUCUCACCAUAGUAUAUUUUUAGUCUGUAUACGUGAAUAAUAAUAUACAUAGUAGUUAAUAGUGUUAUAUACCCUACAGUCCUUUUUAUAUACCUCUAAUCUAUUACACGGAGUAGUAUUUGUUCAAUGAUAAUAUCAACAUUUUAUUGAGAUAAAAUCAAACUCGUUACCUCCUUUUGAGAGUAUCACACUAAUAUCAUCAAACCACAAGGUAUUUG
Messenger RNA from Cuscuta epithymum, 2070 nucleotides. The record is from the annotation of a GenBank genome assembly. Lineage: Eukaryota; Viridiplantae; Streptophyta; Magnoliopsida; Solanales; Convolvulaceae.